This is a messenger RNA of Melanotaenia boesemani (Boeseman's rainbowfish), 660 nucleotides long. RefSeq lists its product as uncharacterized. The record is from RefSeq and is a predicted model, not a curated record. The coding region runs from base 43 to 660 and encodes 205 amino acids. The transcript has 5 exons. Gene Ontology annotation, molecular function: transmembrane signaling receptor activity. Gene Ontology annotation, biological process: cell surface receptor signaling pathway. Lineage: Eukaryota; Metazoa; Chordata; Actinopteri; Atheriniformes; Melanotaeniidae.
UUAGAAGACUUUCUGACUGGCUGUGCAGCAGGACUGGAUGUGAUGAUGGAUCACUCUUUUCUCUGUGUGCUGGGGUUAUUCUGGCUGUAUACACUCCUCUGCACUGGACACACUCAAGGAGCUGUUCUGACCAUUGAUCCUAACUGGUCGACUUUUUAUACUGGAGAGUCUGUUACCUUCAUAUGUGACAUGAAGAAAGGAACAAACACUGACUGGGAAUACAAAAUCCUCAAGGAUGGUCAAGAAUUGAUUUCCUACAACUCACAUCCACGCUAUACAUUAACACCUUUACAUAUAGGUUAUAAAGGUGAAUACCAGUGCUGUGGUCUUCUGAAGACUUCACGUUAUUCAAAAUGCAGUAAAAAGAUCUCUUUAAAUGUUCGGGAUAAACCCAGAGCAGAAGUGACAGCAGGAACAACAACCAUAUCAGUAGGAGGCAGCGUGACACUGAGCUGCUCUGUGGACAACUCUGCUGUAUGGAAAUACCAGUGGUUCAGACGAACCUCACACACUUCUGAUUAUCACCUUAAAACUAAUGAUGAACAAAACAGAACCAUCAGUGUGUCACAGGGAGGAAUCUACAGGUGUAGAGGAGAGAUAGGAGAUUCAGCCUAUUACUCUGAUAUGAGUCAUGAAGCCAGUAUUAAUAUAAUCUAUUAA